AAUCCUCCGGGUGGCCCAGCGGGGGCGGACGGGAUCUCCCAGCCGGAGACGAGCCCCCUUCUGCUGGACAUCAGCCCUGAUGCCUGUGAUGCCGACGCAUUGGGACCGCCUUCCAGUCAUGUGAACCAGGAGAACUACUCCAAGCCUGUAAGAAAUGCCUCUGAAUCCAAGACAGCUUCUAAUCAUGUGACCAAGGAGGAUCGCUGCCAGCCGAUACGAACUCAACCUCACACCAAUAAAAGCCCAAUCGGAGCACCGGUGCACCGCACCGCCAUCUACCCGGGUGUCAGUAACGCGGGCACCACCUGGAAAUGCACUUGCGGCAAUGUCGGGAGAACGACGCCAGCUUCGGCCGCACCGGCGACCCAGCAGCCGUCCACGCCGGUUUCGCAGAAGGUGCAGCGAAAGUUGAGGUCCAGCUUGUCCAUGGACAGCGACAGCAGCCGACGCAGCAAGGGAAGCUCCAUGGGGUCGCAGAAACCGCCUUUACCUGAAGGGGGUCCGGUCCGAUCCGGUGGCCAUGUACUGCUCGCCUGUGUAUCGGCUGGGGACAUCUCUGCGCUGCUGAUCCGCCUCCGCUUGGGAUGGUUUCCUGCUGGCUCCGCUGUG
Messenger RNA from Nerophis ophidion (straightnose pipefish), 609 nucleotides. Its product is annotated as myoD family inhibitor domain-containing protein-like. The record is from RefSeq and is a predicted model, not a curated record. NCBI's taxonomy places the organism in Eukaryota, Metazoa, Chordata, Actinopteri, Syngnathiformes, Syngnathidae. The transcript has a single exon. The annotation marks the transcript as partial.